AUGGAUACCCGUCGUGUGCUCGUUCUGUUGGCGCGGCUGUACGAAGAGAUACUGCGUCAGGCCAUCACUCUGGUCACGGCCGUGUCCAUAUGCAUGCUGAGCGUGAGCGUUCUCAUACGCGUCCUGGAGAGCAGCCGCAACGACGACUUCCGGCUGGGCUACGUGCGCUACCCGGAAAAGGACGGGGAAAGCGGAAGAGGCGACGAGGACUCCGUCUUGCUCAUGAGCUCGUUCGCGAACGCCUUCAGCUUCCUCUCGGUCAUCAUGAUCGUCAACUGCACUCUGGUGUUGCUCUACAAGAGCGGCCACUACCGCAUCAUACAGGCUUGGCUCAUGGGUGGCUCGGCUAUCUUGCUUUUCGCCACGGGCUACUACUACGGCGGCCGGCUACUCUUCUACUUCAACGUUUCGGUGGACCACGUGUCGUGGUCGUUUGUCACCUGGAACAUUGGAAUGACCGGCAUAGCAGCGCUGUAUUUCGAUGGGCCGUAUGUGAUACAACAAGGAUACUUGAUAUACACGUCCGUGCUCAUGGCUCUCACCAUCGGGGAGUCUCUUCCGGAGUGGACGGCAUGGACGCUGCUCGUGCUGAUUUCCAUCUGGGACGUGUUCGCCGUGCUGUGCGUCGUAGGGCCGCUUCGAAUGCUCAUCGAGACGGCAAAGGAACGCAACGAACCGCUAUUCCCCGCCCUAAUAUUUUCCACGUCAUCGGCCUGGUGCUACGGACUUGGAGAACACACUGCUAGCCUGAUUUACGUAGACGCCGUUUCGUCAGCGGUGUCUGUGCGCUCGGACCUCUGCCUUCACGAAGCCGAAAAAUCGGGCUCUGUUUUGGCUUCUCCCGCUCCUGUCGGUGCCUUGACGAUUGGACGUAAUGAUCACGAUGUGUCACUCGAUUCAUCGCUUAGUCGCGAAGCUAUUCAGGAACGUGAAUACUCGCCCAUAGCUUUUGAGAUAACUUCGGACCUGCCACUUGAGUCGUCAGAUCAAGGCUACUUGGCCCCACCAGCUAAAAUAGGUGCGUUUGCAUCAGUAAGUUCGGCAGUUAGAGGCGGACCAGCGAGAGGUGGUGUCCCAGGCCCUACAGCAGCCUCUAGUGGAACAAUUAGCACGCCAGGCAAGAAGGAACACGCUGGUGGCUCGUCAGUCGCCCGGAACUUCCCAAGACAAGACCCGAGGCACUUCCGUGCCUCGUUUUAUACACGCGACGAAAGGAGCUUGCCCGUUUCGCGUCGUGGCGCCGACUUUCCUGACGCGCGACGUGAUCAAACGCCACCGCAUUUUGUUCCGGCCAGGAACAUGUGCGCUUGCAACAGGCCUGCGGCCGCCAUCCGCAAUACAGGAGGGUAUGCGCAUCAGACGCCACCUGCCGCCGACCUGCCCGGAAGUAAGGGCAUGAAGAUGGGCCUGGGUGACUUCAUUUUCUACAGCGUCCUUGUGGGGGAAGCUUCAAUGCGUGGCAGCGCUGUCACCGUGCUCGCCUGCUACGUGUCCGUAAUAGUGGGCAUAUUUCUCACGCUCGGCCUUCUGGUGAUGUUGCAGAAGCCUCUGCCAGCACUGCCUCUGUCUAUCAGCAUGGGAUUGCUGGCCUACUUUUCAAGCGUAUCCCUCAUAGAACCAUUCCUCGACACAGUGGGAUUCAUGGCGCUCUGA
This is a messenger RNA of Rhipicephalus microplus (southern cattle tick), 1653 nucleotides long. Its product is annotated as presenilin-1. The record is from RefSeq and is a predicted model, not a curated record. Lineage: Eukaryota; Metazoa; Arthropoda; Arachnida; Ixodida; Ixodidae. Gene Ontology annotation, cellular component: gamma-secretase complex; membrane. Gene Ontology annotation, molecular function: aspartic endopeptidase activity, intramembrane cleaving. Gene Ontology annotation, biological process: protein processing; calcium ion homeostasis; Notch signaling pathway.